Messenger RNA from Aphis gossypii (cotton aphid), 1255 nucleotides. RefSeq lists its product as uncharacterized. The record is from RefSeq and is a predicted model, not a curated record. Gene Ontology annotation, molecular function: phosphatidylinositol bisphosphate binding. Bases 69 to 977 code for a protein of 302 amino acids. NCBI's taxonomy places the organism in Eukaryota, Metazoa, Arthropoda, Insecta, Hemiptera, Aphididae. Gene Ontology annotation, cellular component: membrane. The transcript has 6 exons.
AUAUUUAAGUUUAAUAGUAUUUAGUCUGUCAUAGUAAGCAACCGUAGGACCCACGCCGUUGAAACAUUAUGCCUUCCGAAUCAAAACAAGAAGUUGAUAUGAAUAACGAAGAGCUAAUUACCAAAGUCGGUAGUAACAAUGUCAAUAUCAUCAGAGAGUGGUUAUCAAAGCAACCCCAUUUACCAAAAAUAUCAGAUAAGCAAUUGGUGAUAUUUUUAAACUGCUGCCGGUGUAAUCUAGAAACUACGAAAAAAAUGAUAGACGCAUAUUAUACUAUGAGAACUCACAAUCCCGACAUGUUUGACAACAGGAAGAUAUCCGAACUUGCGAAAACAUUCAACAUAUUUUAUUUUCACAAAAUGCCGUUGCUGCCAGAUGGCUCCCGAGCGGGAUUUUCACGUUUACGAGACUUCAAUUCUAAUAUUUUUAACACGUUAGAUACUAUACGACUUGUAUUUGCAAUGUAUGACAUAUGCAUCUAUGAAGAUCCUCUAGCGCCACAAUGGAAAUUCGUGAUGGACAUGACUGGAUUCUCAAUUGGUCAUUUGACUAAAUUAACCAAUUUAGCUCUAAUGAAAAAAUGCUUAGCCUACGUGCAAAUGGCUCUGCCAAUGCGUUUAACAGCAAUCUAUUUGAUAAACGCUCCACCGUUAGCUAACCAAUUGAUGAUGUUUUUAAAGCCAUUAAUGCACAAAGACUUGUAUUCGUUGAUUUCAGUACACCCAACGAGUGACAUGGACAGUGUUUACAAAUCUAUUCCAAAAGAAUAUUUUGCCAGCGAUAUGGGUGGAAAAUCUCCUUCAUUCGAAGCCCAAAAAGAAGCAGCAGAGCAACGUUUUACGAUGUACGAGAACUUUUUUGAAGAUGACGAGAAAAACAACCGUGUAGACGAAAACAAGCGAAUUGAUAAGAAUAAUCGAUUUAAUGGAUCACAAUAUGGGAUCGAAGGAUCUUUUAAAAAAUUAGAAUUGGAUUAAACACUAUAAUUCUUUUUUACAAAUUUAAUUUAUAAUAUCGUGUCUAUUUUACCUGUAUAAUAUAAUAAACAUAGGCAUACUUACCUAUAUUAUAAUUAUUAAUCAUACCAAUUCAUUAACUGUGUACAUUUUAAUUUAAAUAAAUAUGGAGCUAUCAUAUGCUGUAAUAUAAAUUAGUAAUAGGUUUAUUGAUGUUCAAUUUUUUCUAAGAUUGAAAUGAUUAAAUAAUGAUCUAUAUAUUAUCUGUGUAUUGACUAAUAUAAAACUUUCACUGUUUA